Messenger RNA from Leptopilina boulardi, 3866 nucleotides. RefSeq lists its product as uncharacterized. Gene Ontology annotation, cellular component: mRNA cleavage and polyadenylation specificity factor complex. The record is from RefSeq and is a predicted model, not a curated record. Bases 387 to 3386 code for a protein of 999 amino acids. Gene Ontology annotation, molecular function: protein binding. The transcript is spliced from 9 exons. Lineage: Eukaryota; Metazoa; Arthropoda; Insecta; Hymenoptera; Figitidae.
CGGAAGCCAUAUUGGCCUGUAAUGGCGGCGAUCACAUCAUUCGUGUAUCGUGAAAGUUUUGCUGAUUACGUUUGUCAAUUGAUUGAUGGUGAAAAACGCGAUAGAAUUAUUUCUCAAUAACAUUGACACAUUUAGAGAAAACUAUUAAUGAUGAUCAAUAGUUUGUGAUUAAUUUUAUUGGUUCUAAACCAAUUUUGAUUGUGUCUGAAAAAAAAGUUUACAACACGCCAAGGGAGUGUAUUCACGAAUUCAGUCCUGACAAUGGAAGAUUUAUUUUUAAUUUAGUGUUUUUAGGGGAAAAAAAAUGCAUGAACAACGUGCAUUAUAUAAACAAAUUUUAUUUCAUAUUUAAAUUUUUUUGUGCAUAAUAACUUUGCGGCCGAAAAAUGGCAACAAACGCUCAAUUUCUAACUCCCCCGCCCCCUAUUAACCUUCCAAAUAUGUCGGUACCUCCACCUCCGACACCAAAUUUAUCAGCACCACCACCAACAUUAACGACAAUCAACACAUCGGCAAAUUAUCAACAUCGUUACAAUAAUCAUCGAGAUGCAAAUCGAGGUUUCUUUAAACCCUUCAGACCCUAUCAUGCACCUAAAGUCAUAUCAGGUGGUCAAGAUGCAUUACAAGAUGAAUUUGAUGGCAAAAGACUUCGAAAAUCUGUUAUGCGAAAAACAGUCGAUUACAAUUCGGCAAUUAUCAAAUGUCUCGAGAAUCGUGUCUGGCAAAGAGAUUAUCGUGAUAGACGUGCACUUCAACCGGAUGUGAUUUAUUAUCCAGAUUUACUUCCCCCACCGAGUUAUGUAGACAAUCCGAUAAAUGCAGUUACAACAAGAUUUGUAAAAACAGCAACAAAUAAAAUGCGUUGUCCAAUUUUUUGUAUGGCCUGGACACCAGAAGGAAGACGUCUCGUUACCGGUGCAUCAAGCGGUGAAUUCACAUUAUGGAACGGUCUUACUUUUAAUUUUGAAACUAUUCUACAGGCUCAUGACAGCCCUGUGAGGACAAUGGUUUGGUCGCACAAUGAGAGCUGGAUGGUGACCGGAGAUCAUGCAGGCUAUGUCAAAUACUGGCAGAGUAACAUGAACAACGUCAAGAUGUUUCAAGCACACAAAGAAGCGAUUAGAGGACUCAGUUUCAGUCCAACGGAUCACAAAUUGGCAACAUGCAGUGACGACGGAACAGUCAGAAUCUGGGAUUUUCUUCGCUGCCACGAAGAACGAAUUCUCAGGGGUCAUGGUGCUGAUGUAAAAUGCGUUCACUGGCAUCCACAAAAAAGUCUUGUUGUCUCUGGAAGUAAAGAUAAUCAACAACCAGUGAAAUUAUGGGAUCCAAAGACGGGACAAUCAUUGGCAACAUUACACGCUCAUAAAUCAACUGUAAUGGACGUUAAAUGGAAUGAAAAUGGAAAUUGGUUAGUAACAGCAUCGCGUGAUCAUUUAUUGAAAUUGUUUGACAUCAGAAAUUUAAAUCAAGAAGUACAAACAUUUCGUGGCCACAAGAAAGAGGCUUCAAGUGUUGCUUGGCAUCCAAGUCAUGAAGGACUUUUUUGCAGUGGCGGAAGUGACGGUGCAAUUUUAUUUUGGCACGUUGGAGCUGAUAAGGAAGUUGGAGCUAUUGAACAAGCUCAUGACAGUAUUGUUUGGACACUUGCAUGGCACCCUCUUGGUCAUAUUCUCUGUUCGGGAAGUAAUGAUCAUACUUCGAAAUUUUGGACAAGAAACCGACCAGGAGAUCUUAUGAGGGAUAAAUAUAAUUUGAAUACCCUACCUGCUGGUGCAGUUGGUAUAGAUGAUCACGAAAUAGCCGAUGAAUAUGCGGUGAUACCGGGAAUGGGACCAGAGGAUAGAAUUAACGCCGAGGGUGAACCGGAAGAGAAAAACGGUGGUAUACCGGGUUUGGAUUUGGAUCACGCGAUCGAUGAGGGAAAGAAGUUUACUAAUAAAAAAGUUCCUUACAGUAAGCCAAUUCCAAGGAAUUUCCAAGCUCAAUGGAAUGAGAUGGAAGGUGAAGAUCAGGAACAAGUUGAGGCUCUUAACGCAUUUGUUAAUCAAUUAAUUGAAACAACACCUGGAGCAUUACCAUUGAAUGAAGUUCAACCAAAUGCUAUUAUUCUUUACGGGAAAAUGAUUUCUGUCGAAACUGGUAGUAAACUCGCAGAGGCAAUAUCAAAAGGUACAGACGCGAUAAAUAAACUCGUUGUUUCCGGUGAGAUUGAGGAAUUAAAGGAAAUAAUGAAUCAACAAGAGAAUACAGAAGAGGAUGAGGAUUAUUUGAACGACGAUGGGGAAAUUGAUUUCUCAAAAACUCCCGACGUUGAAUUACCACCACCUUUACCGAGUUCGAAAUUUGCCCAAAAUCCCGAAUUACUGAAAUCGCUUAAUCGAGGUGGUAAAAGAAAGUUUGAUCAAUUAAUUGGUUGGAGUGAUGCUGGAGCAAGUGAUAGAACAUCUAAAGUUCAUCAACCAGUUUUUGGUGGUUCAAUGAAUGAUGAUUCUCAAUCGAGCGACAAUUAUUUGAGAGAUGGCUACAACGAGGAAGAGGAAGACGACGAGGAAGAUUAUAGAAGAUUUAUGGAUGACGAUGAAUAUCGUUUUAAUACACCUGGAUUGGUGGGUAGAUCUGAUCUUGAUGUGAGAAAUAAAUUCAUGGAGAAAGAUUUUCGACUUAGACAUUUUAUGGACGAUAGAGAUAGAGAUUCAUUUGGUGCGGGAGAUUCGUUUAGUGAAAGAGAUGGAAAUACGGAAAAUAGAUCACGUUGGGAGAGUGAUAAAGAAAUUGGUGAAGCUAGUAAAUUUGGUAACAUGUUUGAAAAACCGCCUAACAUGUCAACAAUGCCACCUCAUUUGGGCAGUUUGCCAAAUCAUCACAAUAUGCAGAAUAUUAAUCCCAAUAUGCCACCUCCAAUGUCAAAUAUGGGACCUCAUUCUAAUAUGCCACCACAUUCGAAUAAAAGUAUGGGAAUGGAUGGACUACCGCCGCACAUGAUGCAUCCACCGCCACCUUUUGGACCCAAUGGACCACCACCGCCGCCCUUCGGACCAAACUUUCGACCUAAUGGUCCUAAUUUUGGUCCUAACUUUCGUCCAAUGGGUCCAUUUGGUACUCCGCCGUUUAGUAAUUUUGGUCCACCAAACUUUCGUGGUCCAAAUGGUCCUCCAAAUUUUGAGAGACCAGGAUUUGGACCAAAUUUCAGAGGUCCACCGCCAAGACCCGGUGGUCCAAAUUUCAAUCCAGGCUUUGGAAGCUUUGGUCCAAAUAAAAAUGGUCCAAAUAUGGGCAUAAGGGGACCAAACGACAGUGGAAUGGGUAUUAGAAACAACUUUAAUGGUCGGGGCCGAGGUCGCGAUGGAGAUGGUUCUAGAGGAAUGGGAAGGGACAAUUACUAAAAAAAAACAAUAAAAUUGAAUAAUCAAUGUGUACAAAGAAAAAAAAAUUUAAACGUUAAGUGUAUUAAGGAUGUAAAAUUUCUUUAAAAUCUUCAAAUAGAUGAACUUUUCAACAAUCAAAUUAUUAUUUGAAGAUUUAAGACUGUAAUUCGUUAUUAACAGAUUUUUUUUAAAUGUUACAAAAAAUUAUCUCUUGCAAUAGAGUAAUGUCGAAGGGGGGAAAAAAAUAACGGAAACUGUAAUAUAUUACUAUUACUAAUUUAAAUAUAAUAAAUGUCCAUCUUCAAAAAUCAGAAAAGCCUUUCUCACAUGCUGCCUUGAGAAAGAAUUGAAUUGUAUUUCUGAGAUAAGGCACUAAAAUGAAAGGAACUGUGGGUAAACCAACAUAUAUGUCAGGCACAAAAUUAUUGUGUUUGACUAAAAAAAAAAGCAGUUUACUUAUUCAUUACAAAGAAAAAAAUAAAUUCAAAUAAAAACAAA